AUGUAUCGAAACCUUUACGACACAGACAAUAUUAUUUACUCUCCGGAAGGGAGGCUGUAUCAAGUCGAAUACGCAAAUGAAGCUAUAAAACAGGGUACCUGUGCCGUGGCUAUAAAGUCCAAGGAUUUUGUGGUCGUUUGUGGACUAAAGAAGCGCAUAAGCAAGUUAUCGUUCCACCAAGAGAAACUGUUCAAAAUCGAUGACUACAUCGGUGUGACGAUGAGUGGCAUAACAUCUGACGCAAAGGUUUUGACGAAGUACAUGCGAAACGAAUGUCUGUCCCAUAAGUUUCUAUUUGAUGAAAAUAUAAAUAUAGAAAAAUUAGUGAAAAAGGUGGCAGAUAAGUAUCAACAGAAUACUCAAAAGAGUAGUAGAAGGGCAUUUGGUGUAGGGUUAAUAGUAGCUGGGUAUUCUAAAGAGCCGCACAUUUUUGAAACGAAGCCAAAUGGUUCAUAUUUUGAAUACACUGCUUUAUCGUUUGGUGCUAGAUCUCAUGCAUCGAAAACUUAUCUAGAAAAAAAUGUACAUUUAUUUGAAAAUUCAUCGUUGGAGGAGCUUACUCUUCAUUGCUUAAAGGCCUUAAAAUGUUCUCUUUCAAGUGAAAAUGAGUUAACCGCAGAAAAUACAUCGCUAGCUAUUGUUGGUAAGGAUAAGCCUUGGCAAGAAGCUACCACUGUAGAUUUAGUGGAACUUCUAAUAAGGGUAAACGCAGAACAACGAACUGAAAAUCCUGAGACGGACAUUCAAAAUGAGGGAAUGCCUACAAAUGGAGUAGAUGCAUCAAAUCCGCAGGGCGAUCAAAUAGAAUGA
Molecule: messenger RNA, 810 nt
Organism: Plasmodium knowlesi strain H
Lineage: Eukaryota; Apicomplexa; Aconoidasida; Haemosporida; Plasmodiidae
Product: proteasome subunit alpha type-1, putative
Exons: 3
Coding region: 1-810 (269 amino acids)
Biological process (GO): ubiquitin-dependent protein catabolic process
Cellular component (GO): proteasome core complex, alpha-subunit complex; proteasome core complex
Source: RefSeq, a predicted model, not a curated record